Molecule: messenger RNA, 744 nt
Organism: Colletotrichum truncatum
Lineage: Eukaryota; Fungi; Ascomycota; Sordariomycetes; Glomerellales; Glomerellaceae
Source: RefSeq, a predicted model, not a curated record
AUGAGGUCACACCCGGGACAGUACUGGGUCGUAGCUUCGGCAGCUCUAUUUGGUAGUAUUGCCGGUAUCACGAUCAACCCAGGCGUGGACUCCGACAUCAUAGCCUCUGGUGCAAUUCAAGAUUCUCGCAUUGAAAAUGUUGUGUCAGAGAGGUAUAGAUAUCCAAGCCCUUUUUCAUCCGGGACAUUCACAAACGGACCCCCGGGGCUUGAGGCCGGCGCUAUAUUAACCACUGGCCUUGCAAACCAGGCACCGUCUGAUGCCGGUAAAGCUCUGAAUGUAAACUUCGGCUACUCAAUGAUGACGCCGGAUGGAUGCGUUCUUCCCACGGUAUCCUACGAGCAUGUGUUGAUAGACUUUACCUUUGACAUUCCCCCUAGCGUGUCGGGUAUCAAGGUUAACCUCCUCUUCGCUUCUCAAGAGAUCACGAUUUCUAGCACUACAACAUCCAGCGAGGCCACGAGCAUCACAGCAUCCAGCACGGCUUCUAGCACCACAACUUCCAGCACAACGUCUGGUUUUACGACUUCCAGCGACAGUUCAACCGGCGGCUCAUAUCUCGCCAACCGCUUCUUCGUCGUCCUUUUCAACAAGGCCAUCUUCCUUGGGCUCAGCUUCAACAGUCUUAUCCUCGAGAAUUUCAUCCUCAAUCACAUUGACCUCCAAACCGCUAUCAACUGCUACGCUGUCAGUCUCGUCAACACCGCCUACAUUGCCCAGAUCAAUAGCCAGGUCGCUCAGUAG